Molecule: messenger RNA, 2837 nt
Organism: Brachypodium distachyon (stiff brome)
Lineage: Eukaryota; Viridiplantae; Streptophyta; Magnoliopsida; Poales; Poaceae
Exons: 5
Coding region: 623-2335 (570 amino acids)
Source: RefSeq, a predicted model, not a curated record
CCGACACACCUUCCCCCCAUCCAUUGAUAACCUUUCUCCUAACCCUAGCCGACAGCCCGUUACAGCGCCGCCGUGCUGCCUCCCGAGAUAACGACGACUCCCGAACCUCUCCUCUCAACGGCAACGGCGUCAGCGUUCCCACCCCGUGCGGCUGCUCUCUCUAUCCCCUCCCGUGCUCUGAACAACGGCGCUGUCUCUACCAGCAGCGGCCACGCCGGGUUAGCUUCUUCUGCUUCGUUCUUCCAAAGUAUUCCCCGUCUUCUCCAUCGGGGAGAAGACUGCACCAGGCACUUUCCUCAUCCCCAAUCGCAACCGAAAUCACCGAUUUUUUGCCCUUUUCCGGCGGCAAAACCAUUGGACGGCGGCCAAUCGACCACCGAUCGAGCCAAUAAACCCAAGAUUUCGUUUUGACGAGCUGGGCGUGCCCCCGGAGGCGUUCUUGGGAACCAUCUUUGGUACCAGAUCCAUGUAGAGCGGCGACAUCUUGAGCUCCCCUUUCCCCGGCUAGUAUUGUCUUGCCGGGGGUUUGUUGGUUCCUGGGGAAGUCCUCUGAAGUUCUUGCCAAUCUGGGCGAUCUGUGCCCAGACUCCGGGGUGCAGCUGUGUUAGGGCUCUGGGGGUGGAUGGGGUCGGCAGCAGAUGUUGUGGAGAUCAGCUCCGACGAGGAGGACAUCACCAUGGCCAGGAAAAUGCAAUGGGUUGGGAAGCUUUUUGAUGAUGAUGUUGAUGAUAGGGUAGAUGGGGACGAUUUCUUUGAUCUCGUGGUGAUGGGUGAGUUGUCCGCGCCACCUGUGCUGCCACAGAAGGACAACUCUUGUGGUGGUGAUCAUGCUGAGGAUGACGAUGAUUGUGUAGUUCUAGAUGGUGAUCCUGAUAGGGCUACUACCAUUGGAGGGGAGAAGGGAAGUGCUGGAGAUAGCAGCUCGGAUGAAUUGCAGAUUGUUGCAGAGAAAGGACCGGUAGCGUGCAGGGACUUCCCUCAUUCACGCCAUCUGUGUUCUAACUUGCCCUUCAGCACUACUUCUCAUGUGAAGCAUUGUAGCAUGUGCCACUGUUUUGUAUGUGAUGCUCCAGCUCCAUGUAAUUAUUGGGGUAAAGGUAUAUCUCUUAAUGAUCAUUGUCAUGCUACGGAUAAGGAGACGAGGUGGAAAACACUCAGGCAAACAUUCAAGUACAGAAGUCUGCCAGCAUGUCAUCCAGAAAAACGUCAGAAUAUCGUCUACCCAACAGUGGCAUCAUUCAUACAUCAGGAUACAGAGUGUCAAGUCUCACUCAUACAAUCACAACCGUCUUUAACAUCAAAUACCGGCCGCUCUACUCUUGCCAACCGAAGUCCUCUUCUGAAUGCUACGAGCCAGAACCAACAAAGGCACACUUCAGUUAGAGUCUCGCUGAACGGAGCACAAGCUAUCAGUGCACCAAGAGCAUCCCCUGCGACAAUAGCUCGGAGAAGUACAAGCAAUGUUCACACCGCUCAAAACACUAAUUCACGUGGAAGCUUUAAAAGAGCAGGCACAGCUUCUCCAGGCCACACAAUUCAUAAUGCGAACCAAUUUGGUUCUACUGCUCCAACCAGUACCGUGCCCCUGAUGAACAAGGCAUUGCCACAUGUAUCCUCCCAGCCACUUCAAGCUAUACCAAGAAUUAAUACUUCACAUGUCUCCCAUCCAAUUCAAGCUAUGCAAAGAACUUCUUUCAGUAGUAUUGUUCAGAACAAUGCUCCUCAGAGAUCUCUCAGUGCACCAAUAUCAUGUCAGGGGCAACAAGGUCAACCACCUCCAUCUUGUGAGGUUGCCUCCAAUGGAGUGUAUGGCAUAGCACCACAGCUUACACGGUGCACCUCGCUUAUGACUCAGAAAACACAAUUGCUGCCAGAACCACUAAUGGAUGUUUCCACACAGAGCUGGCAAGACAUACUUGCUAGUGUGGCAUCGGACCUGGGAGUAUUAGAUGAUUCCCAUUACAGUACCAGGACUGUGCAGUCUCAGCAGCCUGCGAGGACUCCCUCCCAACCUCCACAUGCCAGUCCUAACCAGGGGGGCAGUCUUCACGCUGAGCCUGUUGUAUCCACUAUAAACCUGAUGACUUCUAAUGAGCAUGACUUGCUCAAUCAUACAACAUGUGCUGGUGUUCAGACAAAUCCUUCUACGCAAACAAGCCGAACUUUGGAUCCUCUGAAUUACCAGAGCAGUCUUGUUCAAAAUGAAGUACUUCUUGAUGGUUUUGUAAGCCAUCCUGCUGAUGGAUUAUUGGUAGAAGCGGCUCAUCACAGGGAGUCUUCAGGAUUGGAUUCUACAAGUCUUGUAUUUGACUUUGAGCUCGAAGAUUGGGCUUAAGCAGCACUCUGAACAGGCUGUCCAUCUUUGUGGUCUCUGAACCCCGUGGACAAUAAAACCGGUCAUUGACAAACUGGUUCAUAUGUUUCCUUCGUAUGAUAUAGGUGAAGAUGUUCCUUGUACAGUCUCUAGGUUCUGUGGUAGAAACAUUUUGUUGCCUGGGUUGUUAUUUACCUAUCAGUCAUGCAAGCCUUUUAGUAGGCCUUAGACGCUAGUAACAGUUACCACCUUAGAAUAGCAGAACUUUCAUUCCCUAGUUGCUGAUCAUAUUUCUAUCCAUAUUCUAGUGCCCAGGAUACAUCUCUGUAGUACUGUGAGGCACUUGGUUUGGCUUGAUAGUCGAAUUUACACUAGCAGGGAUAAAAUGAAAUGCGCUGUAUCAGGUGAAACUGAAGAUCGAGAUCUAGAAAUUCUUGAAAAUUUAGGAGACAUUGCUCUAUACCUAUGCGACAUUCCAAUACCUUACUGAACGUGUCUGAGGGAUAAGAAGAACAAAGUACAG